This is a messenger RNA of Cuscuta epithymum, 1815 nucleotides long. Lineage: Eukaryota; Viridiplantae; Streptophyta; Magnoliopsida; Solanales; Convolvulaceae. The record is from the annotation of a GenBank genome assembly.
CAUUUAAAGCAACAUACCUUUUCUGUUUUUCCCUACCAAACAGAAAUUACCGGGGGAAGCAGCUAUCCUUACUGUGGCCUCCUCAUACUCACCGGUGACUCCAAACCUCAGACGCUCCGAACCUCGAAAGCGGGAACCGGCCAUAUCAAAUUAUUGGGAACAGACCAUGAAAACUGUGAAGGAUCAUCAUGGAGAGGAAGAGGAGGAUGAAUUAGGCUCGAAGAAAAAUGCCACGAAUUCCCAUAGUAGUACUCCCGGAGAUGGAAAGAAUAAUGACAAGGCCAAUGUAAUAAGGUCUAAACAUUCUGUAACGGAGCAGCGUAGGAGGAGUAAGAUCAACGAGAGAUUUCAGAUAUUAAGAGACCUGAUACCUAAUACAGAUCAAAAGCGAGAUACUGCAUCAUUUCUGUUUGAGGUGAUUCAGUAUGUACAGUAUUUACAGGAGAAGGUACAAAAGUAUGAAGGAUCAUAUCAAGCGUGGAGUUCUGAGCCAACAAAACUAAUGCCUUGGAGAAACAGUCAUUGGCGAUUGCAGAGUUUUUCAGAAUCCCCCCCACAAGCUGUAAAGAAUGGUCCGGCAUAUGCUGGGAGGUUUGAUGAGAAUGCUAUCACAGCCCCUUCAACAGCUUUGCAACCAACGAUUCAGCAGAAUCGAGUUGAAUCAUCUUCUGCCACCUUCAAUGGGGUACAACAUAAUGAGCUUGCUACUAAGCAUCUGCUGGCAAGUUUGCCAGCUUCUGAUGCCCAAUCAACUGAAUGCCUCCCCAACAGAAUGGAAGAUGCUCUUGGUCAACAGGCGGAGCCGCCAGCUAUAGAGGGUGGAACAAUAAACUUUUCAGGUGUUUACUCCCAAGGACUACUAAAUUCUUUAGGACAAGCGUUGCAAAGCACUGGUGUAGACCUAUCACAUGCCACCAUCUCUGUACAGAUAGAUCUUGGAAAACGGGCAAAUAGGGGAUUAAGUACAGCAGUAAUGGGUGCCAGGGAUAUUGACCAUAAGAAACCUGCUGCACCAUCUUCGAGUCAAGUAGUGGGUUAUUUUCGUGAACCGGACACCGAUGGAGAUAUGGAUCAAGCUCAGAAAAGGCUGAGGAUUUAGGUAGCACAAUCAAUAUCCCCCUGAUUUAUUUCAAGAUUGUGCAUAUGGUAGUUGUUGCUCAUGUCCAUUGAUGUAAUGCCUUCACUUAUUUGUUCACUCCAUUAUUUUAAGUUUCGGUUGGCGAGGGAGCUCAUUGUGAUCAUGUUCAUUGAAUCCAAAACCUAAUGCUCUCAAGUAACCAAUUACCAUCUCUUCAUUUUUUCUCCCCAAUUUCCAUAGAAUAGAGUGUACUAUUCGUAAUACCACCAUGUGUUUUGGAAUUUACACAUGACAAAGACGGGCCAAAACCAUGGUUUAAACUGCUGCGUUGGCAGUCAUGGCAGGUUGCUUAUGUUGAUCCAGCAACAAACCCCCCGAAUUUAGUUCAACCAAAGAACUUAGGAGGACUGAUGUGCAAUUCCAUGUGCUAGGACUUGGGAGGACGCAAUGCAAUUCGCUGACAACCAAAGAUAUUUAAAAUAACAGACAGUUAUCAUGCAAAUUGAUACAGAAAAAGGAGAGAAGACUUCUAUGUGUAGUGAUUAUCCCAAUCCCAAAGGUAGUUUCUUAGAUCCAUUUGUAAAUAUAAAUGGUGCAAGAAAUUCGUAUCAUCAGGGAAAAUGCAUAUUUCAUUUUCCGAAGUGAGGUAACCUCAAUGUUUGAAGUGAAUGUUAUUUGAAAUAGUGCAUGUCAUUAAUUCAUGUUUGUUUGGUUUAAUUUAGUAAUUUUUGCAAGAU